AAGGGAGGCUACUCUAAACGUCUUUAGCAGACGGAAUUUCAAAGUUGUUUGAUUACAUUUGAUACAAAUGAACUAACAUCGACCUAUGAAAUGAAGUUCAUAAACAGGUUUGAUGCUAUUAAAUGACAUUUAGCCAUUGUGUCCCAGUGCCAUGAGGGUCCUGAUUCUGUUGAUAUCUAUCUUGACGUCAGCGUCAGUAGUGGAAGCAAUGAAAUGGCCAAUUGAAGGAUAUUGUUCUCCAUGCCAGUGCUCUGUGCAACAGAGCAAAUACUCCUAUGGAUUGAUCAAGCUUGUAAACUGUUCAGGCCUUGGACUGACAGAACUCCCCAAGCAUCUGCCUAGAGAUUUAGACUGCCUUGACCUAUCAAAUAACAACUUUGACAUUGCAAUAGUUGACCCAAUCUGUGAUUUUAAAUUUUUGCAAUACCUGUCUCUUGCUCAAAAUACAUUCACCUCAAUUGAUUGGUACCUAUUUUCAAAUUGUUCGCUCCUGAUAAAGCUUGAUCUGACUGGAAGCAGUAUUUUUCACUUGACGAAUGGAUCCUUCAGUGGACUUGAUAACCUUCAAACAAUAUAUGGCUUAGAGGCUGUGUCAGUUGAUGUUGGAGUUUUCAUGAAUCUGCAAAAACUGAAAACCUUGGAGUUUACAUUUUUAGGAGAAACCAUUCCCGAAAUGAUAUUUACAGGUCUCCCAGUUGAGACACUACAUUUGACUAUGUACAAAGUUGAAAAGAUCCCCCAGCGGCUUCUUGAAUUUGGUGAAAAGACUCUUCAGGUCAUCAGCAUCAAUGGUCCAGAAGUUUCAUUUGUUUACGAGAACUUUCUCCGAGGAUUAACUGUUCUCAGAAAGGUGUACAUGAAUAUGCCAAAGCUAGUUAGUUUGCCUGAAAGAAUCUUCAACAAUUUUGGUGUAAUGUCUGAUGAUGGUGACCCAAGGAAUCUACAGGAGAUAGUUCUCAUGUCAAUGAAUAGUGUCCCUGGAACAAUUUUUAAAGACUUGGAAAGUCUACAUAGACUUGAAAUUCAUGAUGUUAAUGAAGUUGCAUCUCCUGGUAUCUUUGAUGAUUUGGUUAAUUUAGAAGUUCUUGAUUUGACCCGAAGUAAUGUUAACCAGGUCCCAACUGGAUGGUUUUCAAACCUCUACAGCCUUAAAACUCUGAAUUUAAGUCAGAGCAAUCUUCGUGAAAUAGAAGAGCAUUCAAUGGAUGGACUCAUGAACUUGAAAACUUUGGACCUGUCAAUGAACGCUCUACGUAAUAUUCACCUGAAAACAUUCGAUCCUUUGAGAAAAUCAGUUCAGAAUCUUCACCUGCAAGGGAACAUCCUGAAAGGCAUCAGUGACCAGCUGUUUAGUAGCAUGCUUGCACUGCAAUACCUGGAUCUCAGUGAUAAUAAAAUUGCUAUGAUAUCAAGUAAUGCCUUUUCCGACUUAAAGCUCUUAAACAGUCUACAGUUGCAGGAAAACAAACUUGCAUAUCUACCAGUUGACCUGUUUAAACAUCAACCUAACUUACAAGUCCUUCACCUUGGAGCAAACUCAUUCCAACGUUUUCCAAUAUCUGUGUUGAAAUCUGCAGGAUUUCUGCUUCGUCUGUAUCUUGAAGACAACAAGAUUCCAUCAGCUCCUCCAAGUCUAUCAACUGACUUGCCCUACCUGGAGUAUCUUUCUGUGAUGAAUAAUCCUGUACAAUGUAGGUGUAGGUUGUUGAGUUUGAGGUUGUUCAUGCCAAACUUGUACAUCGAUGGCCUGUGUAUGGCUCCGAGAGCUUAUUCCGGGAGACAUGUUAUGUCGUUGGUUGUACCUGCAAAUUGUAAAGGCCCAAGACCAAAACCAGAAAUAAGGCCUGAAAUUCCAGAAAUAACAUUUACAUCUAUGCUGGAUCCAGAUCCGCCUCCUGAGGAUAAGGACUACAAGGAAAACUAUCAUUACUAUGGAAACAAUUACUAUGGAUCUGAUGACUAUUAUGAAUAUGACACUAAUCAGUAUUACUUAGAUCUACAAAGUGAUGAGAAAGCACCACCAAGUUCUGUCGGUGUUACAGGGAUAGGAACGCGUUCAUGGAAAUAUCCCGAAGUAUCAAUGUCAACCAGAAAACAAACAGACAGGAGUCAGAUGAUAAAUGCUGCUACUACUUCAUCGCUUGCUUCAAUGACUCAGAUGUACUCAGAUGGUACAUCUGAUCCGCCUCAUCUCCAUGGAUCAACUGAUGCAAAUUUUAGCUUACCCAUCUCACCAACCCCUCCGCUGAUUCGAGAGUUUGAAAGUAAUGAAACAGAGUCUGCGGUUGUAACUACGUCCAUCCAAGGAGUUCCAUCACCAACUGAUGUACCCUGUACAUCCUUUACCAGUGAAUCACAGCCACUGUCCAAGGAACAUUCCUAUACAGAUUCAGGGACUCCUGAUAAAGAGAGACGUUCAUGCUCUGAUGAUACCUGUAAAGAAAUGGCAACUGAUUUUCUACCUCCUGAAGAUUCUGUAGCUGAAGGAGAUGAUGCCUUUACAGGACGGGGAUCAUCAUCUUCUGCACAGGAGGACAGCAACAUUAGGGAUGUGGACAAGACAGAGGACACUACAUCCAGGUUAAGAUCCACAUCAACACAAGGUUUGCCAACAUCAAGCCAUGGCCAGAUAUCUCCCAGCAGCUCUGUGGACUUGGUGGACAAUACAGCGGUGUCUGAGAAGCCACAUGGCGGUAUGGUUGGAGAUGGCGAGACUGGCAUGAGUCCAACAGUGCAGGCAGUGGUUGGUGUGUUGGCUGUGGCAGCUUUCAUCUGUAUUUGCGUGACACUGUGGUGGCUGCGGAAACAGGUGAAAACUCGGAGGAUGUACGAGGUCACACCUUCUAGUACAGUGGUGUGAGGCAUCAUCAGUGGCAGGUUCAGGUUAUGCAGGUGAACGGAACCGUUAGUGCAAGGUACAGUGAGUGUAAGGUACCUUUAAGUGUUAGUUAUUUUCAGUGUGGGGUACAAUGAAGUGUGAGGUAUUGUCAGUGUGGGGUACGAUUAAGUAUAAGGUAUUGUCAGUAUGAGAUACCAUUAGUGUUAGGUAUUGUUAGCAUGGGGUACCAUUGUGUUAGGCAUUGUAAGCGUGGGGUCCUAUUACGUGUCAGGUUUUGUCAGUGUGGGGUACAAAUAAGUGUGAGGUAUUCUCAGUGUGAGGUUCUAUUAAGUGUGAGAUAUUGUCCGUAUGAGAUACCAUUGUGUUAGGUAUUGUCCGUAUGAGAUACCAUUGUGUUAGGUAUUGUCAGUGUGAGAUACCAUUGUGUUAGGUAUUGUCAGUAUGAGAUACCAUUGUUAGGUAUUGUCCGUAUGAGAUACCAUUGUGUUAGGUAUUGUCAGUGUGAGAUACCAUUGUGUAAGGUAUUGUCAGUAUGAGAUACCAUUGUGUUAGUUAUUGUCAGUGUGAGAUACCAUUGUGUUAGGUAUUGUCAGUAUGAGAUACCAUUGUGUUAGGUAUUGUCAGUAUGAGAUACCAUUGUGUUAGGUAUUGUCAGUGUGAGAUACCAUUGUGUUAGGUAUUGUCAGUAUGAGAUACCAUUGUGUUAGGUAUUGUCAGUAUGAGAUACCAUUGUGUUAGGUAUUGUCAGUGUGAGAUACCAUUGUGUAAGGUAUUGUCAGUAUGAGAUACCAUUGUGUUAGGUAUUGUCAGUGUGAGAUACCAUUGUGUUAGGUAUUGUCAGUAUGAGAUACCAUUGUGUUAGGUAUUGUCAGUAUGAGAUACCAUUGUGUUAGGUAUUGUCAGUGUGAGAUACCAUUGUGUUAGGUAUUGUCAGUGUGAGAUACCAUUGUGUUAGGUAUUGUCAGUGUGAGAUACCAUUGUGAGGUAUUGUCAGGUGAGGUACUAUUAAGUGUGAGGUGUUGUCAGUGUGGCGAAGUGAGGUGAAAUGGUGUUAAGUGUCGCAUCCAAGAUUAUUGCACUUAUAUAGCAGUUAUAUAUGCGUAUGUUUGUGCUGCUUGUAUUAGUCCGGACUAAUUUUAUAGUGCUAGCCCACUGAGAUACCAUACAGCAGUUUAACAUGAAUACCCUACUCAGACACAGUAUACUGACUCUGAGGCGACUGGUCCAUUUUAGCCCC
Haliotis rufescens (red abalone) is the source of this 4076-nucleotide messenger RNA. Its product is annotated as insulin-like growth factor-binding protein complex acid labile subunit. NCBI's taxonomy places the organism in Eukaryota, Metazoa, Mollusca, Gastropoda, Lepetellida, Haliotidae. Bases 152 to 2860 code for a protein of 902 amino acids. The record is from RefSeq and is a predicted model, not a curated record. Gene Ontology annotation, molecular function: protein binding. The transcript has 2 exons.